Molecule: messenger RNA, 1224 nt
Organism: Gamsiella multidivaricata
Lineage: Eukaryota; Fungi; Mortierellomycota; Mortierellomycetes; Mortierellales; Mortierellaceae
Product: P-loop containing nucleoside triphosphate hydrolase protein
Exons: 3
Coding region: 1-1224 (407 amino acids)
Biological process (GO): mitochondrial translational elongation
Cellular component (GO): mitochondrion
Molecular function (GO): GTP binding; translation elongation factor activity; GTPase activity
Source: RefSeq, a predicted model, not a curated record
AUGGCUGCCCGUCGUACCAUGGCCACCGACAACAAGUUCAAUCGCGCAAAGCCUCACGUCAACAUCGGAACCAUUGGUCAUGUCGAUCACGGAAAGACCACUUUGACUGCCGCCAUCACCAAGACUCUUGCUGGCAAGGGUCAUGCGAAGUUCAAGGACUACAACGAGAUCGACAAGGCACCUGAGGAGAAGGCUAGAGGCAUCACCAUCUCGACGGCUCACGUCGAGUAUGAGACCGACAAUCGCCAUUAUGCCCACGUUGACUGCCCUGGACACGCCGAUUACAUCAAGAACAUGAUCACGGGUGCUGCUCAGAUGGAUGGUGCUAUCAUUGUCGUUGCUGCUACCGACGGUCAGAUGCCCCAGACCCGUGAGCACUUGUUGCUUGCCAAGCAGGUCGGCAUCCAGAAAUUGGUCGUCUUUAUCAACAAGGUCGAUGCUAUCGAUGAUCCCGAGAUGUUGGAGCUCGUCGAGAUGGAGAUGCGCGAUGUUCUUUCCACCUACGGAUUUGAUGGCGAGAACACCCCCAUCAUCGCGGGAUCUGCCCUCUGUGCUUUGGAGCAACGCAACAAGGAGAUUGGCGAAGAUGCCAUCAUGAAGUUGAUGGACGCUGUAGACACUCACAUUGACACCCCCAUCCGUGACUUUGAGAAGCCUUUCCUGAUGCCUGUGGAGGAUGUCUUCUCUAUUUCUGGACGUGGUACCGUCGCCACCGGUCGUGUCGAGCGUGGUACCAUUACCAAGGGUGCUGAGAUCGAGAUUGUCGGUAUGGGAGCCAGCUUCAAGACUAUCUUGACCGGCAUCGAGAUGUUCCACAAGGAGCUCGACCGUGGUCAGGCUGGUGACAAUAUGGGUGCACUUCUCCGUGGUGUCAAGCGUGAGCAGCUCCGUCGUGGUAUGGUCCUGGCACAGCCCGGCACUGUCAAGGCCUACAAGAAGUUUGCUGCGUCGCUGUACAUUUUGACCAAGGACGAGGGUGGACGUCACACCGGAUUCUUGAACAACUACCGCCCCCAGAUGUUUGUCCGCACCAGCGAUGUUACCGUUACAUUGACGCACCCUCCUACUGAGGAGGAUCCCGAGAAGAUGGUCCUGCCCGGCGACAAUGUCACGAUGCAGUGCGAGCUCGUCAACGGCGUUCCAUUGGAGAAGGGUCAGCGCUUCACCAUCCGUGAGGGCGGCCGCACUGUCGGAACCGGUGUUGUGUCCGAGUUAGUGGAGUAA